Messenger RNA from Paecilomyces variotii, 2045 nucleotides. Its product is annotated as suppressor protein. The coding region runs from base 242 to 1882 and encodes 546 amino acids. Lineage: Eukaryota; Fungi; Ascomycota; Eurotiomycetes; Eurotiales; Thermoascaceae. The record is from RefSeq and is a predicted model, not a curated record. The transcript has a single exon. Gene Ontology annotation, molecular function: nucleic acid binding.
CGAUCAUAAUAAUAAUAGCAUCAUCUUAACUUAAGGUCUUUUCGCCAUGUGGCUGAGGAAGCCACUAGCCUCACGCGCCACAGUAGUUCUCCAGUAGAACCAGCGGAAAAUCUGAGCACCGACUCAUUUAGUACAGUGAUUUUGUCGACGAAUACACCCUUUUUUAAUUUUUCUGUUGUUGUUGUCUCGAACAAUUGAGCAUUUCAAACUGCCACAUCUAUAUUGUAGGGACCAUGCUGCGAUGACAGAGACUACCAAGCGCCUGCACAUCACUCCUCUCACCCCGGAGCUGCUCGACUCUGUUCUCGCGCCCUCGGUGCGUCCCUCCGCAACAGACGUCUCGUUCCACUCGAUCCAGACCUUUCCUGAGAACAGCUACGGCUACGUGACCCUUCCCACAAUGGAGGCAGACAAACUGAAGAAGAAGCUGCACGGCUCCAUCCUCAAGGGCAAAAAAUUCAAGGUCGAGGAGGCUCGUCCGAAGAAACGAUCCCGCGAGGAGGAAAAGGACGAAGAGGCGGCGGGAAAACAACCAACGCCCGAAAAGAAAAAAUCGAAGAAGCGGAAGUCAGAAAACGGGGUUCUGGAGGGCUAUGAACUACCAUCAGAUCGCCACGUGAAGAGAGGCUGGACGGAGCCUGCCAGUGCCAAGAAAGAGAAGCGCCAGAAGGGCGACAAGAAGAGACAGAAGGAUGACAAGAAGCCCAAGACGCAGGCCAAAUCCAAGUAUACGGAAAAUGCAGAGUGUCUCUUCCGGACCAAGACUCCCGCCAAUCGAACCUCCGUGGAGCCACCUGAGCAGAAGAAAGAGAAAAAGUCCAAGAAGACGAAGGCUCCCAACGAAGUCACCGUUCACGAGUUCUCGAAGACUGUGACGCACCCGUCAUUCCUACGAGCUGAGGCUGGAUCAAACAGCGUGUCAACGGAGUUUGUAGAAGGCAAGGGCUGGGUCGAUAGCGAAGGAAAUGUGAAAGAGCCGGCCAGUGAGAAGAUCACAAAGAGCAGCAAAAAGCCAGGGCAGAAGGAGGGUGUCAAGGCCACCGUUAAGUCGAAGAAGGAGUCAUCAGAAGUGUCCACAGAAACAUCUAAGAAGAUCAAGAAAGCAACAAAGGCGGAAGAGUCAAGUGAGGAGUCGGACACGGAUUGGACGUCAUCCAGUGGCUCCUCGGAUGAAGAAUCAUCAGAUUCAGAGAGCGAAGAUGUCUCUGCUGACACCUCCGCUGAAGAGGCUUCCGAUGGCGAAAAUGAAAAAUCCGAUGCAUCGUCAGAAGCUGAAGACAAACCCGCUUCUGGCAAUAAGGACAACUCUUCUGUUGCAGAUUCCGAUGAGAAUAAAGGUGACGAUUCGAAAGAGAAACCCCCCGCGGAGGAAAAGACUGAAGUCCACCCGUUGGAGGCCCUCUUCAAACGACCUGCCCCGAAGGAGGCAGAGAAGGACAAGGCCCCGGAAGAAAAUACACAAUUUACCUUCUUUGGCGGAGAGGAUAUGGAGGACGAAGAUGGUGAUAUUGAGAUGGCGACUGUCGAACCGCAGACUCCAUUUACGAAGAGGGAUCUCCAGGAACGUGGUCUACGAAGCGCCGCACCUACUCCCGAUACUGCUCUGCCUAACCGAACCACAUUCAUAACGCAUGACGACGACGAGGAGGAGGAGGAGGAGGAGGAUGAAGAGGGAGAUGAUGAAGAAUACUACGAAAAGUCAUCCACGAAAGAUGCCGAUAGGACAAAUGAUUCAGGUCCGAAGGACGAGAGUGACUUUGCCAAGUGGUUCUGGGAGCAUCGGGGUGAGAACAAUCGCGCGUGGAAAAAAAGGAGACGGGACGCUGCCAAGGAGAAGAGGCAGAGAGAGAAUCGGAAGAAGGGACUCAAGGGGCGGUCGUGAUGCUAUAGCAGAAUGUCUUCUUAUAGACGGCGAUAACUAUAUAUACCAUAGAAAUUAAUGAAUGCCCCUUUUUAUAAGAUUUGAACCAAAAUUCCCAGCGGAUUUUUACCCGGAAGGGGAUCAAAGAACCCAAUGGAGGGAGGAUAUUGAAGACGAAAUAUAC